Anopheles merus is the source of this 3092-nucleotide messenger RNA. RefSeq lists its product as uncharacterized. Gene Ontology annotation, biological process: proteolysis. The coding region runs from base 482 to 2452 and encodes 656 amino acids. The record is from RefSeq and is a predicted model, not a curated record. NCBI's taxonomy places the organism in Eukaryota, Metazoa, Arthropoda, Insecta, Diptera, Culicidae. Gene Ontology annotation, molecular function: aspartic-type endopeptidase activity; nucleic acid binding; zinc ion binding. The transcript is spliced from 2 exons.
UUCUCCAUGGUUUGAAAACGGAGGUUGGCGGAAAUCAAUGGAUUUCUCCAGAAAAAUGCGUGAAUUGUAAGAGAAUUCUCCAUGAAAAAAAGGAGGUUGGCAGAAAUGAAUGCAUUUCUCCAGCAUAGGUGCGAGAAUUGUAAAAGAAUUCUCCAUGUUUAUUACAGGCGCAAGGAGCUAAAAAAAAAAAGGCUAUUCCCAGUGUUAGAAAUUGAUAGUAAAUUUCUCCAUGCUACGGUAAUUUCGGGAAUGUUCGGGAAGUUUUCUCAGGAAAUACAGAGACGAUGGAUAGAAUCUUAGGAAUAUGUGGGUUAUAGAAUGAUUCGAGUUGGUAGCACUCGAGAAGAGGAAAGAUAUUUGUGGUUGCAGAUUGAUUUAACAGUUGAUGUUAAGACUGAUCUGGACACCAGUAACUAAGUUUCUGGUUGAUGAACACAAGAUUUAUUUAGUUUUGUGUUUUUAUUUGUUUUUGUUCUUGUAGAUGCAAGAAAUGCGACCAGUACCAAUGUUGCUGUGCGAUAAAAUCGAAACUGCUAAACUCGCAACAGAAUGGAAAAUUUGGAAGGAAGCGUUGGAAUGCUACUUUGCAGCGUACAACGUAACGGACCAAACGGAGAAAAAAGCAAAACUACUACAUCUCGGAGGACCGGCACUACCGAGAGUGUUUAAAAAUUUAAAAGAUCAUGAUCAUGUGUCUUUGGUUAUGUUGGAACCGCGCUGGUAUGACCAGGCAGUUGAAAAACUGGAUGAGUUUUUCGGACCGCAGUAUCAAGCUACAACGGAGAGACGCAACCUGCGAAUGAUGAAACAAAAACCAGGUGAACGUUUUGCGGAAUAUUUGAUUCGUUUAAAACAACAGGCAUCUCAGUGUGGAUUUGACAAGUACAGUAAAGAAGUAGCUUCAACACUGCGGGACAUAUACUUAACAGAUGCAGUAGUUCAAGGAUGUUCUUCCAAUGAAGUCCGACGGAAAAUUUUGCAGAAAAAUUUGAAGUUUUCGGAAAUCGAAGACAUGGGAGUUGCGCAAGAGAGCAUAGAUAAUCAAACAGCUGAAAUGGCAGCUGGACCAUCAUCUGAAAAAGUGUUUAAAAUCGAGCACGGCGGAAGAAAAGGAAAUCCCAGAGCGGAAUAUAAGGGAUCCAGACAAGUUGAAAACAGGCGUAAUGAAAAGGCUUGUUUCAAUUGCGGACGUGUAGGACACUUUGCGGCAUCUUUCAAUUGCCCUGCUCGCGGGAAGGAAUGUAGAAAUUGUAAGAAACUUGGUCAUUUUGAACAAAUGUGCCGAAAGUUUAUGGAGAAGGGUCCGACUAAACGUCAAAUAAGAGCAAUUGACGAAUCAUCAGAGGCAAAACAACCGAAAACUGAGGAGGAAACACAUAGUUCGAAAGUGUAUUAUGCAUUCUAUUCAGGGAAUGAGUCAAACGUAAUAUCUUGUAUGCUUGGAGGAGUUUCUCUUGAAAUGAUGGUCGAUUCAGGCGCUGAUGCCAAUUUAAUUCCUAGUGAAAUGUGGGAGGAAUUAAAAAAUCGGAACAUAGCGGUAGUUUCAUCAACGAAACGAAGUUCAAAGAUCUUGAGGGCAUACGGAAGCAAAAAACCACUCACAAUAUUAGGCACUUUUGUUGCGGAGGUUGCUGUAGGGGGCCAACGCAUUCAAGCGGAGUUUUUUGUGGUAGAAAAAGGACAACGUUGCUUACUGGGUGACAAGACGGCUAAGCAACUAGGUAUUUUGAAAGUCGGGCUAGACAUAAACAGAGUGCAAGUAGAUCCGUUUCCAAAAAUGAAGGGCAUAACAGCAAAAAUCAAGAUGAAUCCACAGAUCAUCCCGGUCUAUCAGUCAAUGCGACGAAUUCCGAUACCUUUGGAGGAGUCAGUAGAUCGGAAGUUAGAUGGAUUGUUAAAAAGGGAUAUAAUCGAGAUAAAGACAGGCCCGACGACAAGGGUUUCGCCAUUGGUCGUAGUGGGAAAGUCAAACGGAGAGCCUCGUUUGUGUCUUGAGGAUUCGCGAGACGUGACAACUUUCAUAACCCGACGAGGGUUGUACCGUUUCAAGCGGCUGCCGUUCGGUUUGGUGACUGCUCCAGAGUUAUUUCAAAAAGCGAUGGAUGAGACUCUAUCUGGUUGCGAAGGAACAAUUUGGUAUCUCGAUGACGUGCUAAUUGAAGGUCAAAAUUUGCAGGAGCAUGAUAAAAGGUUGAAUAAGGUUCUUAGUCGAUUAAAAAACCGUGGAAUAGAAUUGAACUGGGAGAAAUGCCAAUUGCGAGUAUCGGAUAUAGAAUUUUUAGGACACAGUCUUAAUCAAGAGGGAAUUAUGCCAUCAAGAAACAAAAUUGGAACUAUUCUAUCGUUCCGUGAACCGCGAUGUGAAACAGAAGUUCGUAGUUUUCUUGGGUUGGCAAAUUACAUGAAUAAGUUCGUACCGAUGCUAGCCACCCUCGAUGAACCCUUACGGUGAUUGCUACAUAAGGACACCAGAUUUGGAUGGACAGAAGAACACGCAAAAGCAUUCAAUGCCAUAAAGAAAGCAAUGGGGAAUAUUGAUAACUUGGGAUUUUAUAAAGUCGAGGACCGAACUGCCAUAAUGACCGACGCUAGUCCGCAUGGAUUGGGCGCUAUCCUUAUUCAGUUCGAUAAUAGUGACAAACAUCGUGUUAUCAGCUUCGCUUCCAAAGCAUUAACGGACACAGAACAUCGUUACUGCCAGACUGAAAAGGAAGCACUAGGUAUUAUUUGGGGUGUUGAACGUUUCCAAUAUUAUUUACUAGGUAAAGAAUUUGACAUAUUCACGGAUUGUAAGGCAUUAAACUAUCUCUUCUCGAAAAGAUCAAAACCGUGUGCGCGCAUAGAAAGAUGGGUAUUGCGUUUACAAGCAUUCGACUAUAGGAUCGUGUUUAUGUCAGGGAAAGAUAAUGUAGCUGAUGCAUUACCUCGGCUUCCAGUACAAAAUGCGAUACCAUUCGAUGCAUCAGAAGAAAUAUUCGUAAGAGAAGUGGCUACUCAUGCGGCAAAUUCUUCAGCGUUGAACUGGCGUGAUAUAGAAACAGAAAGUAGACAAGACGUAGAAAUUCAAGAAGUAUUAACGUUAUUGAACACGG